Messenger RNA from Pezoporus occidentalis (night parrot), 2262 nucleotides. RefSeq names its product CARD- and ANK-domain containing inflammasome adapter protein-like. Gene Ontology annotation, molecular function: protein binding. Gene Ontology annotation, biological process: regulation of apoptotic process. The record is from RefSeq and is a predicted model, not a curated record. The coding region runs from base 1 to 2262 and encodes 753 amino acids. The transcript has a single exon. NCBI's taxonomy places the organism in Eukaryota, Metazoa, Chordata, Aves, Psittaciformes, Psittacidae.
AUGCAUUCAACCAGCCUAUUCACAAAUCCAUAUGCAAUUGAAGUCCUAAAGACUAAAAAAGAAGAGCUCGUAGAAGGCAUAACCCACCCAGACCAUCUUCUGAACUGGCUGAUAGACAAUGGUGUUUUUACCCCAGAGAAAAAGAUGGUCAUGAGUUUCUACAGGACACGAACAGAAAAGAACUCUCGAGUUUUAGACCUACUGAUGUCUCAUGGUGAACGAGCCUGUAGGCUCUUUUUUUAUCCAUGUUUAAAGCAAGUGGAGCCAAAACUUUACAGCAAGAUAAGAAAAUAUGUCAGUGAAGUAAAUGAAAGCAUUGGAGAUGCUAGAAGACAAUUAGUGGGAUAUUUACUUGAAAAAGACAAGGUUUGGUUUGAAAGUAGCAAUGAAUGGCACCAGGGAAAAAAGGACAGUCCUAGAAGAAAAAGGAAAGAAUGGACUAUUAGGAAGAAAGGAAAACAACUUCAACUGUCAAGGACAGCAAAACCUAGAAAAGAUCACACUGAUGUUGGCAUCUUUGAUGCAGUCACUAAGGGCAAUCUUUCUGAGUUAGAAAAGACAUUGAAAGACAAUGACAUUAAUGCGCUAAACUCCUCAAGUGAAACACUUUUGCAUGUUGCAGCUGCUAAUGGACAUGCAACUGUAAUGGAAUAUUUGAUCAGCAAAGGUGCAAAGGUAGAUGUGAAAGACAAUAAUGGAAGAACACCACUGCACAGGGCUGCUGAGAAAGGCCAUGCUGAUGCAGUGAAAGCGCUGCUCCAAUCUGGUGCUUAUCUGUACAGUUUGGAUAUGAAAGGCAAGACACCACUCCAUUUGGCUGCACAGAAUAACCACAGUCACAUAGUGAAGAUACUCGUGGAAGAAGAGGCAAGAAGCUACAGGAACCAGCACAACUUUUUGCACAUGGCAGCUCUUAAAGAUGAAAGCAGUCUGGCAAAAAUGCUUUUGAAGGCUGGUGCCUCCGUUGAUGGAAAAGACGAAAAGGGACAGCCUCCUCUUAGUCAUGCUGUGUCUCACGGGUCUGAAAACACUGCAAAAGUACUGCUAGAAGCAGGAGCCAGUGUUGAUUCCAACAUGGCUGAAAGAGCCUUCAACAGCAACCACCCAUCCAUCUUCAAAAUACUACUAGAAUAUUCCAAAGAUUUUCCAUCUGAAGUAAUGGAAUCAGCUCUUUUUAGAGCUGUGCAGAAAAAUCUGCCUGGUAUUAUAGCUGCUUUAAUCGACAGAGGUACAGAUAUCGAUGCUCUCAAUGACAUGAGGUACACUCCUUUACUUUUGGCAUGUGAAAUGGGCAAAGCUGAAGCUGCAGAAGUUCUAAUCACGAAGGGAGCAAACUUUGGAAUGAGGACUCCUGCUUCAGACACAGCUUUGCACUUGGCAGUUCAAGCUGGGGCUGCUUCCACUGCACAUCUGCUUCUGCACAAGGGGAUGGAAACUAACCUGAGGAACCAAGCCCAUGAAACCCCACUCCAUGUUGCUGCCCUUCAUAAUAAAGGUGCAUUAGUUGGACUUCUAGUUAAUGCUGGGGCCCAAAUUAAUGCUGGCACUAAAGAGUUUGUUACUCCCCUGCAUAUUGCAAGUCAAAGAGGUAGCACUGAUGCUGCCCAACAGCUCUUGCACCACAAAGCCCAUGUUAAUGUUAAGGAUAAGCAGUUAAAAUCCCCUUUACAUUUUGCUGCUGAAAGGGGAGACAGAACAAUGGUAGAGAUGCUUCUGAAUGCUAAAGCUGACCCCAAUGCACAAGAUAAAGAGAAGAAGACUCCCCUGCACACCGCAGCUGUGAGAGGACAUCUCGGCAUUGUGGAAGUUCUGUUAGCAGGAAAAGCAAGAUUUGGAGUUAAGGACAUGGAUGGAUGCACUCCAAUGCACUAUGCAGCCAACCAGGGAAACAUAGAGAUUGUAAAAAUUCUUCUGGCAUCAGGGAAAAAUAAAAAUAUUGAUGAUAGAAACAUUUGGAGAAAGACUGCACUGCAUAUUGCAGCAGAGCACGGGCACAGUGACCUGAUCAAUGUGUUGCUGAGCCACGGGGCAGCCAUUAAUGCCUCAGACAGCAGCAGGGACACGGCGCUGCACUGUGCAUGCAAGGCUGGUCACUUGAAUGCUGUGAAUGCCCUCCUGAACUGGUCACAAGGAGAAAGAGCAAAUUUACUGGCUGCUAACGGUCUUCAAAAGACCCCACUGCAAGUAGCAGAGUUUAAUAUAACAGAAAAUCAGGCUCAAAUUGUAACACUUUUGAAGAAGAAAAUGUUAAUAACAAAAUGA